AUUUUGCUUUUACUUUCAAAUGCCUGUAGAUGCAGUCACUCUUGCUAUCCAUAUCCCAGUGCUUGUAAUUGCUUGCAGCACCAUAUUAUACGCGCUCAGAUCCAAAUUCUUUGCUGGAGAGCAUUGCGUACCUGGGAUAUGCGCCUCUUUCCUUUUAUCUACAUCAUUGCUGGUAGCCACGUCCUGUUACGCGAUUGCUACACCUCCAGGAUAUUUCAGCGAAAACAACGAUUCUUUGCCGCAUAACGUGGACCAGUUUCUGGGGUGUGUGUUUGCCAUACUGAUUUGGGUCCACAUGUUCGAUAUUCUUUCACCAUUACGACCUAUACGAACGCGAAAUAGCGAUGAUGCCGACGCAGAGAAAGGCUCACACGACGUUUAUUUAAAGUACUACAGUAUGCGGUACAUCCGGUUUUAUACGUAUCCUUUUGCGGUAGUUUGCGUACUUGGUGGUAUUAUUACGUGGUUAAAAGGCCUUUUCUAUGGCGCCAUUAUCGUACUUUGCUGUGCCAUCUUUGUUCAUUUUCUUGUCUUUCUCGUAUGGGUGUUUCGUCGAUACAAAUACAUACGUCCGCUCGGCUGGUCUUUCAACUUUUUCGUGGCUCUGGUGCUCUGCAACAUCAUUAACUCGAUCCUCUCUUUCAUAUUGGCCCCAGUGACGGUUCAGCUGAUCCUUUCAGCAAUUUUAAUCAAGUAUGCUGGCGCUGUUGCGUUAGCAUUGGUCGUUUGGGCGUAUCCUAGAUCCUGGUUUCCGAGUAUGAAAGCUUCCACUCAAGCUACAGUACAACACCAAGGAACAUCAGUCGGGCGAGCACAAGUAGCCACAAGAAACGUCCUUAUCGCUACGCGAAACACAGAAAAUUCUCAGCAACAAGGGCAACGGGAGCAACAGAACGAGGAACAGAUGGUCAGAAUACAAGUAGGAGCAAGAAUAUAUAUGGUUGAUCGGCGACAUGAACAGAAUCGUCAGCAACAGCAACAAGAGUAUCAGACAAUAAACGAGGACAGAGAAAGAGGCAGAAUCAGCAUAAAUCAUAACUUGGAGAGCAGAAGAGCAGAAGUACUAGCAAGAAAUCGCAUGAUCACAGCAGAACACAAUAGACGGGAACGUCAGCUUCAGCUACUACGGGAACGUCAGCUUCAGCUACUACGGGAACGUCAGGCUGGCGAACAAGUAAAUCGAGUGCAAGUAGGAUCCAGAAUUUACGAGAUCCAAAUACCGGCGAACAACAGAGACAGCUCCAUAACCAGCAGCAACGAGAACCGUGAACGUCAACAACGGGGUAGUAGGCAACGCCAAUCCUUAUCCUCCUCAUUUACUCCCAUGCUCUCUGACUAUAGCAGCAACAAUGAUUUUGCCAACGGAGAUGAUCUACCAACAUAUUACCAUGUUGACAUCGAUUUACCACCACCACCACCAUAUUCUAGGUUAUAGAAACCAUCACUCUAAAUAAUCUCAUUUUUAUGGUCGAUCGGCUAGCUAUUAGUAUUUUUGUAUGUACACCUGUAAUAUAGCUCACACUAUAUGUACGCUAAUGAAUGUAUAUAUGUAUAUAGAUGAAGGAAAAUAAACUUAUCUUUAAAUUUGUGUAAAUUGAAAGCAUUGCUUACUUGUUGUCGAUUAUGUAUGAUAGAAGGAACGCAUAUCAAAA
Zychaea mexicana is the source of this 1652-nucleotide messenger RNA. RefSeq lists its product as uncharacterized. The record is from RefSeq and is a predicted model, not a curated record. NCBI's taxonomy places the organism in Eukaryota, Fungi, Mucoromycota, Mucoromycetes, Mucorales, Lichtheimiaceae. The transcript is spliced from 2 exons. Bases 20 to 1435 code for a protein of 471 amino acids.